GAUGGCACGUUAGUAGCAAACGGUCAUUGUGGAAUUAAACAAGUGUUUCGGAAAUACGUCGCGCUAUUGAUAUUCGAUUCAUUCAAGUGUUGAAGAGAUCAAGUGUCGAAAAUAACAAAUAAAUAAAUUUGCGUUCGAGAUAAGGCAAAUCAGUAUUUAAUUAUAGAAACGUACAUACGUUCGCGGAAAGUCGAAAUCAAAGUAAGCGUGAAUUCAAAUUAAACAUAUACAUACAUAUAUUUAUGUACGUUAAAGUUUAAAUCUGAUGAAAGUGCCGAAAAGGAAAUCGGUGCAUAAAUUCUAUAGCCAGCCCUACUACCUUCAAACGACAACAAUAGCCGUAAGCCUAAAUAACAACAACAACUAAUUGAAAUUUGAAAAAAAAGUCGGGCGUGCAGUCUGACCAACGUGGUCUGACCAAGAACGAAGCACCAAAAUUAGAAAAUGUAAUUGAAAAUCAAAAAUAAAAUGUUUGUGAGCAACCCGACCACAAGUGAAAAGUGUGUUAGAAUUUGUGCUAAGAAAUUAUAUAUGUGUGUCUGCGUACAGCAAGAAGCAGAAAUUGUGUGUGCUCUGCAAGUGAACCGUCUCCAGCGACCAAGCGAUUACGCAUCGAACGACGAAUCGACGACGAUUCACCAUUUUUUGUAUAUGUAAACCCCAACUUAACCAUUAACUCAUCACAAUUACUUGUAACGAAAGUAAAGUGCUACGAUAAUCACACAAUCAUGACUGAGGAAAACAACAACAAUAUUGCUAAAAACAAUCACAACAACACAAACAGCCAGAAGGUGGACGAUACUGGCGGUGGUGGUGUCUGCAUCGACAGCCGCCUAAGUGAGACUAUGAAGCUCCACGCUGGACUGGAUGUAAAGAAGAAGCUGGCGCCUACACUCACCAUCAACUCCGACACCGAGGAGGGUUUCCUUUCGACGUCGCCGGACAGCAACCAGGGUGAGCAAUCGCUACAUGGCAAAUGCAACGGCAGCAGCAGCACCACACUGACCGCCACGGCGGGCUCCACACAUGGAGUGUUGCCGAUGCCGCCGCCCGUCUGUCUCUGCACGAAUCCGGAGAACUGUGUGACGUUGAAGAACAUUUUGGACUCCUUCAAGUCACCGCUCUCUGAGGAGCAGGCCUGGGCGCUGCUGUAUCAAUUCAUGGUGCUCUAUCGACAGGUGGCUGCUGCUGGGCAGAGGCACAUCUUCAACGAACUGGAGAUACCGGAAGGCAUUGAGAAUUUGAACUUACAUCGCGACGGUGCAGUGCAUUGCUCGUGGUCCGAUGAGGAGCGCAAGGAGAGGGAGGCGCAUAUACAGCAACAACAGCUAUAUCAACAGAACAAACAAUCUGCCGAGGAGCAGGAGGCGGACGGGGAGCCGCACGGUGAUGACAAUCACGCGCUUCUGGUGGCUUCACAUAAAAAGAUCCUACGCAAAGUCGCAGUGAUCGUGUACACCGCAUUGGAUUACAACCUGACGGAGGAUGAACAGUGUCAAAUGUCACACGAGCUGGAAGAGCUGAUUGCUCACAUGACAGCAGAAGAAAACGAUGAUGACUGCAUCGAUGAGGGCAUUGAUGAGGGCCACCAACGUUGGGAUGAUGAGGGCGAUGAUGAGAAGUGGAUUGAAACCAAAGAAUUUGAUUAUGUGCUUGAGGCCUGCAAAAAUCACGUGAAGCCCACUGUACCUGAGGAGCACUACAAGGCGGUCUGUCGUGCGCUGGUCACCGAAACAAUCGAAUUGCGCAUAUUCCUGCAGCAGGUCUUGAACGAUGGUGCCGACAAUCUCCAUUUAGAAGCCGGUUCUCAAACAUCAAAACAGGAGUUAGCCAAACUAGGCUUCAACGAUUGGGCACGCUUCUGGGUCCAGGUGAUCGAUGAGCUGCGGCGCGGUGUACGUCUGAAGAAGAACAAUUAUUCGCGCACACCCAUCGAGUACGAGUUGACACCGUAUGAGAUACUCAUGGAGGAUAUACGAACCAAAAAGUACCAGCUGCGCAAAGUGAUGGUGAACGGUGAUAUUCCGCCACGCGUGAAGAAAGAUGCCCACGCCAUGAUAUUGGAGUUCAUCAGGUCACGGCCGCCACUCAAAAAGGCGUCCGAACGUAAACUACCGCCACCCAUUAAACGCACACCAUCGCCGCGCGAACAACUCAUGGACUCGAUACGAAAGGGACAAACACUGAAGCACAUACAACCGCCAACACCGCCCCGACUCAAGGAUCGAUUGCUCCCACCAACCACACAACUAAUGACAACAACAACACCAGCAGCAACAACACUGAAUCAUUCAUCAUCAUCUGCAACAUUAAGAGCCGCCGCAGCAGCAGCAACAACAACGCCAGCGCAUGCAACGGUGAAUGCAUUGAAAUUAACGGAGCACAUGGAACCGCAUCUGACGCCGCGCUCCAAGCAGCGGCUAAUCAAAGUGGAUUUCUCACUGUUGCAGGAUGAUGACAAUUUCUUUGAUGAGCCGUCGUCAACUGUCAGAUAUGGCAACUGUCACAGCGCACAUGUCGGAAUCUGCUCGCAGCCGCAAAUGCCUCCCUACCCGAUCGGCGGCUAUAUGACGCUGGGCGCGGGCUAUGGUGGCCCUGCGAGCGCCGUGACUAACAACAAUGUGAGGGGGCAUGCGCCCACAACGCAGUUGCCGUCAGCGCUGACUACGCGGGUGCUACGCCGAACAAAGGACUCGUACACCGAGGAUGAGUACCAUAGGUUCUUCGACAACGCGCUGGAAUCUUACGAUCUCGCCACGCAAUGCGAGUCUCGGCGCGCCUCGUUACGACGCCACACCAUCGUCGGCUGUCAGAGUAAUUUCGACGAGACUCAUUCCAUGCCGCCAUCGCGACCCGAAUCCCGACAGUCGGAUGUGAGUUCUAUGGUUGUGCCUGGCGGUGGCGCAGAUGCAGUUGCAGGCACAACUAAACAGCUACACAAUAACUAUAAUCAAAAGCAACAACAGCAAUUGAAGCGUUCCCAAAGUCCCGUUAUCGGAGGCAGUCACUGCGCACGUGCCGGCGGUGAGAGCAGCGAUUGCAGCCGUUCGUCAUCCUCGGUUGGCCCAUGGAGCAAGUCCUUUCUGGAUGAGAAAACCUGGAUCGAACGCGGUGACGAUCGUCUCUCGUUGACGCUGGAGGAGAUCGUGCACAUACGUUCGGUGAUGACGAAGGCCGAGCUGGAAGGACUGCCUGUGGGUGUGCGUGUCAAGGAGGAUGUCGAAAAGCGCAAAGUCUGUUUCCUGUGCCUACGUACACGUUUCUCCAUAUUCGGACCUUGGGGCAUACAAUGUAAAUUGUGCCAACGCACGGUCUGUUCCAAAUGCUAUACCAAGAUGAGAAUACCAACGGAACAUUUCCGCAAUGUGCCGCUGGUCUUGAUUUCGCCCUCAUUACUCGCCAGUCCGGCUGGCUCCAGCACGCCAUCACCAUCGCAUCACGCUCACCACACUCACUCGUCUUCAACGGGCAACAUAUUGGACGAGACGUUCCCCAAAUCGUUAAUUGAGCGUCUGUUGCGUUCCGAGUCAGAGCGUAAGACUCGCAACACGGUGGGUAGCGCUCCGUCAUCGCCCAAACACCAAAGAUCCAACAUGAGUACUCCCGGUACGAGCCACAUUAUGACCAGCCGACCGGGUACCUGUGUAACCGGACAAGCCAUCGAGGCGGACGAUGCUUCCGCAGUGACGUCUUCUUAUAACAGUAAUCUAUCAAAUGGCGCUAACAGUAAUAUGUACGCCAACAACAACAAACACAUCAAUCUAAUGUCACGCAGCAUGGAGGGACCACGUAGCUUGCCUGCCAACAGUCCUGCGCGCGCGCACUCCAACAGCAGCACCUUGGACCGGAAAACGAAGUUUUCACGCGCCUUCACACUAUCCGCAUCGGGCACACAACUCAGCCAGGAGCAGAAGGAGAACAUGCGCGGUGAGCUGGUCACCGUUUGCAACGACUGCAAGGGUCUGGUCAUGGAGAUCACACGCUCCUCCAAACAGACACGCUCCUCGGCGCGCAAUCGAGCGCUGCAAAACCUCACGCUCGACCUCUCCCCCGUCUACAAGUGAAAGGCAAGCAGCGGACGAACGGAUAGGCCGUGACCUCCUCUGAAUGCAGCUGAAGUUGAAAUACGCUGUUCACGCGGUUGAUGAUUCCUGCACUUCCAAAUCACUCUUCCCUUAAAGCGUAAUUUUACAUAGACAUACGAACACAUUUGGGCCGACGCACCAAACGACGCGUCGCCAAGUGUGCACCACUGUUUGUAAAUAAACAACAACUAAGCAAUUUA
Zeugodacus cucurbitae (melon fly) is the source of this 4285-nucleotide messenger RNA. RefSeq names its product protein spire (gene spir). Gene Ontology annotation, biological process: polar body extrusion after meiotic divisions; actin filament polymerization; Golgi vesicle transport. Gene Ontology annotation, cellular component: cytoplasmic vesicle membrane; cell cortex. The record is from RefSeq and is a predicted model, not a curated record. The transcript is spliced from 18 exons. Gene Ontology annotation, molecular function: actin binding. Lineage: Eukaryota; Metazoa; Arthropoda; Insecta; Diptera; Tephritidae. Bases 729 to 4064 code for a protein of 1111 amino acids.